Sclerotinia borealis F-4128 is the source of this 1053-nucleotide messenger RNA. Lineage: Eukaryota; Fungi; Ascomycota; Leotiomycetes; Helotiales; Sclerotiniaceae. The record is from the annotation of a GenBank genome assembly.
AUGGCCCCCUCUGUCACUAUUGACAAUACCUCCGAUUUCAGUCCGAUAACCACAACCACCAAGACGACUUCAUUCAAUUCUCGAACACUACUCCUUGCGCCUCCCUCUAUCGCCAGCCAUGAAGAAAAAUUAAGAAAUGUUCUCACUACUCAUGAUAGAACUGUUACCGAUCUGCAGAUGCUGGAUCGCCUUUCUGCAGGAUUAGUCACGCUCCCAGAAUCCACCUACGACCUGGUCCUCAUCCUCACUGAUGCCGAUGGCACACGCGCCGAAUCUACAGAACUGUUGACCAGAGAUGUAUUUGGAAAGAUUACACAAGCUCUGAAGGCAGGUGCAAAGUUACAGGCACAGGAUGGUACCUUUGGGCAGGAAAUUGAUGGAGCAGAAUAUCGUGAGGCUAUUUUGGCCGGAUUGGUAGCAGAAGGAGGGGUUAUGCUCAAACCUGAUCAUAGUGCAAGUGUUGCAAUUCCUUUGCGACUCCGCAGAAAGGACAAUAGUAAGAGUGCAGCUGUAUCAAAUGCUGGCCCUCCAAUUUCUACGGAUGCUUUACCACUAUAUGGCAAGAGAAAGAGUAUGGAUAUGACAGAUGAUGUGCCAGAGAAGAAUAUACCAAAGACUGGUGCGCCAAAUGGAGUUGGCUUCAUUGAUUUCAGUGACGACUUUGAUGCGGAGGAUGACGACGAUGAAUUGAUUGAUGAGGACACUCUUCUUACCGAGGAGGACAUGAAGAAACCUCUUGCUAUUCCUCCCGAGUGUGCUCCAAGAGCUGGAAAGCGUCGUCGUGCAUGUAAGGAUUGCUCCUGUGGUCUUGCCGAAAAGCUCGCAAAAGAAGAUUCAGACAAGCGAGUCACAGCCGAUAGCCAACUCCAAGCUCUCAAACUUGAUGAAGAUGAUCUAGCUGAAGUAGAUUUCACAGUCAAAGGGAAAGUUGGAUCCUGCGGAAAUUGUAGCUUAGGUGAUGCCUUCCGUUGUGAUGGUUGUCCUUACAUCGGUAUGCCUGCCUUUAAGCCAGGCGAAGAAGUCCGACUUCUCAACAACGAUGUUCAGUUGUAG